Molecule: messenger RNA, 2006 nt
Organism: Linum trigynum
Lineage: Eukaryota; Viridiplantae; Streptophyta; Magnoliopsida; Malpighiales; Linaceae
Source: the annotation of a GenBank genome assembly
UCAAAGUUCAAACUCUAACAUACAUGGGAACAAAGGGUAACCAAAGAGUUGCAGUCCAAAACCCGACCUGCAAACUACAAUCAACUCACCAAAAAUGGAUAAGCUGACGCACCCGCGCAGAACUCCAACAAGGGUAGUAGCUGCUACGGCGGUCGCUUGUCUUCUACUCAUCAUCAUCGCCUCCCAACGAACACAAGAACGCUGCAGGAAAAACCCUCUUGAACAGUCAUGCCCAUCUCAAGAACAAUCCUGCGUCAGCAGGGAGAAAUUACAGAGCUUCUCGUCGCGAAACUCAAAUCGCCACAAAUCUCCACCAUCUCCUUACCUCCUAUCCAGGCUUCAAGAGUACGAGCAGCAUCACAAGCGCUGCGAUCCCCUAUCGAAACCCUUCGAGCGGACCUCUCAGGAACUCGUCAAGGUAAAGAAUUCCCCUGACUCGCUCAUCAGGAAAAAUGAAGACUUGGCACAGGAUUGCAGAUAUAUCGUGUUCACUCCGGGUAAUGAUGAAUUGGCGACCACAAUGCUCAGCUUGUCCUCUUCAUUUCUCUACGCUCUCCUCACCGAUCGGGUCCUUCUCGUCGAUUUCGACCCCUCCAUGCUUGGUCUAUUCUGUGAGCCGUUUCGCAAAUCGACCUGGCUCCUCCCUGGAGAGUUCACUUUUAGGGACAGAGCCAGGAGUGCAGAGUUCAGGCAAGUUUUCAGCCUAGGCAACUUAAUGAGGAAACAGAACCAGAAACAGGAUCAGAAGCUGCAAGCAGAUACCGAAUCGCUCCUCCUGCUUUACCUCUCGAUGGACUACGACGAUCACGACAAGCUUUUCUACAGAGACGAGACUCAGGAACUCCUGAAGAAUGUCCCUUGGCUCGUCCUGAGAUCGGAGCAGUACUUUCUCCCUUACUUCUUCUUAUUGCCCUGUUUCAGGACGGAACUGGACAAAUUGUUCCCUGAUGACAAGGAGACCGUUUUCCACCACUUAGGGAGAUACCUCUUUAACCCAACGAAUCAAGCCUGGGGCGCCAUCGCCAGAUUCUACGACGAUUACCUGGCGAAAGCAGAGCAGAGGGUCGGGCUCGAGAUCAAAGUUGGAAAACCUUAUGAAACCCCACCUUCCAUUGUACUACCGCACAUUCUGAAAUGCAUUCAGGAGGAAUCCAAAAUCCUGCCACGAUUACAGCAAAAUAACACCACUACCAGAACAACGAUACUUCCUUCAUUCCGAAGAAAGACAUCAAAAGUAAUUUUGGUGGAGUCGUUGUUGCCGGAGUUUUACUCAGAACUGAAGAACAUGUACUCGACGAGGCCGAUUGCUGAUGGGGAGGGAUCGGUAUCGGUCAGGGUUUAUCGGACUAGUAGUCAUGAAGGGAUGCAGGAAUCUGAGAGAAAUUACCACAAUAUGAAGGCGUUGGUGGAUGUAUAUCUUCUGAGCAUGUGUGAUGUUUUGGUUAUCAGCCCAUUUUCGACUUUUGGGUAUGUGGCUUCUGGUCUAGCAGGGUUGAAUCCAUGGUUUUUGAAGAAUCCAGGGGAUUAUGAGACGAAGCCUUUGGAACCAGCUUGCCGCCGAGCGGUUUCUCCGGAGCCAUGUUUUCUAUUUCAUCCUGGUGAAUAUGUCCCCAAUGCGGUUCAUCAUUGCCGAGGAAGAUUAGGGCCUGUUCCGGUAAUUCUGUACUGUGAAGAUUUUGUAUAUGGAUUCAAGCUUGGAAAUCUGAAGUGUUAAAAAAAAAAAAAAAAGAACAAUGUGGCAAAGAGCAGAGAGGGUUGUUCUCUUCUUAAUUUUCUUGUAUGGUUAUGUGCUGAUGGAGUUAGUGGAAUUUAUGUAAGGUGGAUCAUUUUUUUUCUUAAUAUUGUAAGAAAAAAUUAAAGCUCGUAGUGUUCUGUAAUGUGUUCUCAUAUUUAAUAUUUUUGAAAAGCUUGUAAGAUACAUUCGUAUGAUAUCAAUUUCAAUAUAUUUUAUGAAAUAAUCAUUCAUAAUUUUGUCUUUUAUUAAAUAAUGAAGAGUGUUUUUCAUG